Messenger RNA from Geodia barretti, 2275 nucleotides. The record is from the annotation of a GenBank genome assembly. Lineage: Eukaryota; Metazoa; Porifera; Demospongiae; Tetractinellida; Geodiidae.
GCAUUUCCAGAAAAUAAGAGGAGGAGAAGGGAUGUGCGAGUAUUGCAACUGACACUGGUGUUUGUAGCAUGGUUUAUUAGCGCAUCACAAAAAUGUUGUGAAUAUUAUCUCGUGAACAUAUUUAUAUGGCUAUUAUGUAGCUCACUACGGUUUAGUGGGCAAAGAAUUUUAAUAAGAUUCAUAGGUGAUAGAUUCGUUCGUACAGUAUAAAAGAGCUGUGCUACCUUGUGAAGUUACUGAAGGAGAGAACUCUGGCUACUGCUUUUGUGGAUGAUGAUUGCUUCACUCAAGUGACUAAAUGCCCGCAUAACACAGUCUUCGUCAUCGUCUUAACAAAUAAUUCACUCCUUUAUUAGCUUAGCUACAUCAGUUCCCAAUGGCGUGGUUUGCACUUGGUGCUGCAGCGGCAGGAGUAUUUCUCCCUGGUAUUAUUACUGGUCUCGUGAGACAUGAAACAGUGCCAUGCUAUAAAUGUAAGGUGGAGCUUCUCAAAACUAGUAACCACCAGACAGAAGAAAAGAACCUGGCUGGUGAAACUGUCACUGUGACCACUUACCACAGUGAGGAUGGAGAAGUGUACUACUACACCAAGAAGGUUGGCUCAAGUCUUCUGAGUUUUCUUAGUGAGAGUCAAUACAUCUGUUCCGAUUGUUUCUUGGAGGUAUUAUGGAUUUUGCAAAUGCGCUUGUUUGAUUCCUCGAUUCUGAACGGCAAAAGUAAGCGAUUGCAGUUUCUAGAAUGGAUGUAUGAGUUCCGCGGGGGAUUUAUAGCACACACUGAGCCAUACUACCAACUUGCUUCUUUCACUGGUGGUAUAAAUAGUUUGUCACCCAGCGUGAGCUCUGAAAGCGACCCAGAAUCUUUUUCUAUGUUGCCUGUCCUUCCCCUUUCAAGGCAAGAAUUAACGUAUUCAAAUUCAGGUAGUGACUCAAGCUCCGAAGAUGACGAAGAAGAACAUGUUGAAGUUCAAUAUGGUGGUGCAUGGAAAUCUUUUAGUUCUGUUUUAGAUGAGGUUAUUAAGCUACAUUCAUCAGGGUAUGUGACCGCUGAUGGAGAUUUGCAGAGUGCAUAUCAAGCCUGUUUUAUUUCGUGUUACGCUGCUGCCUACGACCUUGAUGAUUGUCAGAUAGAGGUUCUACUUGAAGAGGUAAACUACAUAGGAUGUGGCCUCAGCAGUUUUGAUUUCUUCAAGCUUACAAAAGCAAUGGGCAUAAUGUGCAAAAAUGUCUUUAGCUCGCCAAAAUUGAUAUCCUUUAAUGAUGUGAGCCAAUUCUAUUUCGACUUGAUCAGAGCUAGUGAUCUGGGUGGUUGUUAUGCUACCACUAAUAUCUGCCUCAGGGAGUUUCUUAAACGUGGUUCAACAGUUAUGUGUAGCGAAGAGCUCCAAACACUGAUUGUAGAAACCCUGGUGUCUUCACCCUGGACUUCUGAAGAAGUUUUAAAACUAUUUUUCACCAUAUCCCAUGAUCUUCAAUCGUUUGGUGAGAUCUUGCAGUUAGUUAAAAGAUACCAAAUCCCAUUUGGUGAUAUUGAACUGAAACAGGAACCUAAAUAUUUGCUUAAAACCCUUGAGAGAAAGUACGACUCGGACACCAGCAAACGCCUUAAAGAAGUUAUGGACAAUCUCUCCAAGUCUGAGCUACUUGACCACAACACUCUUCUUCUCACAGGAAAGAUUGUCAGAAAAGUGCUUGAAACCCCUUUGACACUAACCGGAAAUGAUGCUGUACGCAUUCUCGAGAAUGAAGAGUCUGAUUUAGAACAAAGGAUUGAAGCGAAUGCUGCAGUAAUUGGCAUAGUCUAUCAUAGUGUGUGUUUCAUAAUAGGAAAAAAACCCACUGUAACACAACUUGUAUCUGUUUGUAUCCUCCUUGUCUCUCACCAAGAGAAGGUCAAGCGACUUCUUGAAGUGCUUACAGGUGAGGGUAAGUCUCUUAUCAUAGCUAUGUUUGCUGCUGCACUUGCCUUGCUGGAUAAGAAAGUCGAUAUCUUAACAAGCACACCAGACCUAGCCCAGAGAGAUGUGGAAAUUUUCCAGAAAUUUUAUCAAUUCCUAGGAUUAACAGUUUCCCACAACACGGAAACUGAGGAGAUACUUGACAUGCGGCCAGCAGAAGCAGACAAAGAGCGACUUGCGAUUUACAGAAGUGACAUUGUCUAUGGAACUGUGAACGACUUCUCAGGUGACCUUCUCCGUCAAGAAUUUGAAAUGAGAAAUGUUCGUGGGUAUAGGAAGAUGGACGUAGCGAUUGUUGAUGAAAUGGACAUGCUUAUG